Molecule: messenger RNA, 1932 nt
Organism: Penicillium oxalicum
Lineage: Eukaryota; Fungi; Ascomycota; Eurotiomycetes; Eurotiales; Aspergillaceae
Product: glycerol kinase
Exons: 4
Coding region: 1-1932 (643 amino acids)
Biological process (GO): glycerol-3-phosphate biosynthetic process; triglyceride metabolic process; glycerol metabolic process
Cellular component (GO): mitochondrion
Molecular function (GO): glycerol kinase activity
Source: RefSeq, a predicted model, not a curated record
AUGCAGCCCUCCGAGGUUUUUGUGGGAGCGAUCGACCAGGGGACCACCAGUACACGGUUCCUGAUCAUCAAUCAUGAUGGUGAGCCUGUCGCGUCCCAUCAGGUUGAAUUUAAUCAGAUCUACCCUUAUCCUGGAUGGCAUGAGCAUGAUCCUCUGGAGUUGGUUGACUCUGUGGAAAGCUGCAUCGCUGGUGCCGUUCAAUCCUUCGAGAACCAAGGCUACUCUCGCACCAGCAUUGCCUGUGUCGGCAUCACGAAUCAGCGAGAAACGACCAUAGUCUGGGAUCACGAGACGGGCGAGCCUCUCUACAAUGCGAUCGUCUGGACCGAUACCCGCUCGCAGGCCAUCGUCGCAGAGCUCAAAUCCCGCCCCGGAGCAUCUAGCCUCCAGUCCUUCUGUGGUCUACCGCUGUCGACCUAUUCUUCGGCAACCAAGCUGCUGUGGAUGCUCGAGCAUGUACCCAGAGUGCGGGAUGCCUUUGAUCGCGGUACUUUGGCGUUUGGAACGGUCGAUGCCUGGCUGGUAUACCGUUUGAAUGGCGGUGCCAUCGCCAACGUGUUUGUCUCGGAUUCGACAAACGCCUCGCGAACCAUGUUUGUCAAUCUGGAAACGUUGCGGUAUGACGAUACCCUGUUGGAUUUCUUUGGGAUCAAGGGAAAGCUUCAUCUUCCAAAAAUUGUUCCCUCGAGUGAUCCGUCGGCGUACGGCAAGAUUGCCAGCGGUGCUCUGGCCCAAGUGCCCAUCAUGGGAUGUCUGGGCGAUCAGUCCUCUGCUCUGGUAGGUCAGAAGGCAUUCUCGCCUGGAAUGGCCAAGAAUACAUAUGGCACGGGCUGCUUUUUAUUGUACAAUGUGGGUGAGAAACCGGUGUUUUCCAAACAUGGGCUUUUGACAACCGUCGCGUACGACUUUGGUGGCAAGCCGGUCUAUGCGCUGGAAGGAAGCAUUGCUGUGGCUGGAUCGGGAGUGAAGUUCCUUCAAGAGAAUCUUUCCUUCUUCCAGAGCUCCAAAGAAGUGAACGACCUGGCGCUGACGGUGGACGAUAAUGGCGGCUGUGUAUUCGUGACGGCCUUUAGUGGUCUAUUUGCGCCUUAUUGGAUCGACGACGCCAACGGAACCAUCUUCGGCAUCACCCAGUUCACGCAAAAGGGUCACAUUGCCCGCGCCACCCUGGAAGCGACCUGCUUCCAAACCAAAGCCAUCCUGGACGCCAUGGAAAAAGACAGCGGGAGGGCACUCACAGAGCUCGCCGUCGACGGAGGCAUGAGCAACUCAGACUUGGCGAUGCAGACCCAAGCAGAUCUCAUCUCCAUCCCUGUUUACCGACCCAAAAUGCGCGAGACCACUGCUCUUGGCGCUGCCAUCGCUGCCGGUCUGGCGGUGGGUAUCUGGCGCAAUUUCGCCGAGCUCCGUGACAUCAACCGUGCCGGUGGCUCAGUCUUUGAGCCUCGGAUCACCCGCGAGGAGAGUGCUGCAAAGUUCGAGAAAUGGGAGAAAGCCGUGCGAAUGAGUCGAGGCUGGGUGUCUUCUGCGAAUGAUAGUGAAUCUCAUGGUGAGAGGAUCAACGGUCUCGGUCAAAGUACUGUGGUCAAUGAGGCUCUACCGAUGAAUACGACAAACUCGACCACGAAGAACACCUCGCCGGCGCAAAGAGAGCAGCGAGAGACGAGCAUUCUCGGCUCAGUCCCGACAGUGUCUGAGCUUGUGACGAAAGGAAGUCUUGGACCGACGGUGAGAGUGACGACGCAUUCGGUGAUGGAUGGUGAUCAAGACGGAAAUCGGGAUUGGGAGAUAUCACACACCAAGACGCCUUUGAUAACGGUCUCGAGUGAUCUGGAAGAGGCCGAUGAGGAGGAUUUGUUUCUGGAGCUGAGGAAGGUGGAAAUUUUACAAAAACUCAAGAGAUUGAGGAAGAUGAAGCUGAGCUACUAUUGA